ACCGGAGUUCCAUCGUCAUCACCAGUACAAGUUUUUUAGUGCCUCUGCACAAGAUAAGCGUACAAAAAUACAAGAAACACACCUUGUUACUUUACUGCUUGAGUCCUGCGUAUCGAGCCGCUGAUUUUGCGCAAAGAAAUCUCACUUACAUUUAUGUCCUCGGCUGAUGUGACAUACACACUAUUGUUUGCUGGAGUGAUCACACACAUUUUUAAUCUCAUCAAGUAAACGAUUCGAUGUCACGGGUACGCACAACGCUAACGUCAACUUUAUGUCUUCUGAUCACCAUCAUUCUUCUCGAUAUCAAUCUUUAGCACUUCGACAUGAUGCUACACUUAAGUUCUAAAGCGCUCGAACUUGUGCUAUUGCAAGCUUCACGGGCGCGAACUCUUGACAUAGCAACGAUAACAGAGCGAAGCCCAUCCAGUCUACGAUCUCCCGCUCACAUUCGGAUAGCAGUAGAGAAUGUUCUAUUCGCUGAAGCCGGCUCAGACCAAAAGACCAGAUCACUCAUCAUGGCUGUGUGAAUGGCUACAAGUGCUAUCAGGUGUAAUAGGCGCACGUUUUGACACCACAAAACGAUUAGCGUGUGCGUAGCCGGCAGAAUAGACUCUGUUUGAUUGUUGUGUGGUACGUUUUACAAUCUUAAGACCUCGUAUUAACCUAGUAAAAAAAUCUUUUGAUAACUUUGCAACGAAAUUCUGGGUUUGACUCAGAUUGCUAGCCUUACAGCGGCCAGCUGAUAACACCAGAAACGUGAUAUUCUGUAUCCUCUCGCCAAACGUUAGCAAACACUCCUUCGACGCCUCGCUGGCAACUUUGACUUUUUGGCUUUCGAGGCGUAGGAUUUACAAUAUUCUGCUCUUGCAUUAUUUUUUCUAUUAGAUAAUGAUUUAUGUACAAUUCGAACGUGCGUCACACAAAGACGAUCCUUGCAACUUCACGACUGCCCACAUCGACACGUGGAUGUUAAACAGCGCUUGAAAUUUACAUUUCUAGCAUCUCUG
Messenger RNA from Plasmopara halstedii, 1007 nucleotides. RefSeq lists its product as uncharacterized. The record is from RefSeq and is a predicted model, not a curated record. Lineage: Eukaryota; Oomycota; Peronosporomycetes; Peronosporales; Peronosporaceae. The coding region runs from base 324 to 527 and encodes 67 amino acids. The transcript has a single exon.